AUGUAGGAAUUUAAGCUGUGUUUUUCAGUUUUCCAUCUCUGAACCAACAGGUUCUCGAUAACCAUGCAUGCUCCACUCACAUAAGGGAUUAUUUAUAAUUUAUGUCUCAAAAAUUAAUUUCUUAGGGUUAAAUUAAAACAUUGAUUGGUGACCAAUAAAAAGUGAAAAAACAAAGUUAUGGGAAGAACAUGGGGUACUGCAUGGGGGGAGGGCUUAUCUGCAAACUCCACCACCACCACCACCACCACCAAUACCUAUAUGUACAUUGGUCGGUUUCCUCCUUCAAAACUCCAUUAAAAUAAUUUAAAGUUGCUCAUGUUUUUCUUUAAUACUUUUUUUCCCACUAUCUGUUUUAUAUAAUACACUGCUCUCUCUCUCUAUAUAUAGAUUCAUUCAGCCUUUCAGAUCCACCAUGCAAACAAGUUGCUCUAGAGUUCUUGAAGUAACUAUAAAAUUUGAGCUUUUUUUUUUUUGGGGGGGGGGGGUCUAAACUUUUUGGUUUAAAAAUGGAGUAUUCUUGUGUGUCUCUACUUAUAUUUUGGAUGUCUUUGCUUUGCUUCUUGAUUUCAACCCAAGGUAGAUGGCAUCAUCAUCAUCACCAUACCAAACACAAGCAUCAUUCUCACCAUGAUAAAAUGCCUGAAAUUUCAGCACCCCAUGAGCCUUCCAUUGCACUUGCACCCGAGCCCUCCGGCCCACCUGACGACGAAAACUCCGGUGUUUCUACUGAAGUGUUCGACGUAAGGAAAUUCGGGGCGAUAGGCAACGGUGUAACCGACGACACAAAUGCAUUCAAGAUGGCAUGGGACACUGCUUGUCAAGUUAAUUCAUCAUCAACCAUCUAUGUUCCCAAUGGUUUUUCAUUCAUGAUUCAGUCCACAAUUUUUACAGGUCCUUGUCAAGGUGGAUUAGUGUUUCAGAUUGAUGGUACACUGAUGCCACCUGAUGGACCCGAGGAAUGGCCAAAGAAUAACAGCAAGCGACAGUGGUUGGUCUUUUACAGAGUUAAUCAAAUGUCUCUUCAAGGUGGUGGUGCCAUUGAUGGUAGAGGUCAAAAAUGGUGGGAUCUCCCUUGCAAGCCCCACAAGGGAAUAAAUGGAACAACUUUGCCUGGACCUUGUGAUAGCCCCGUCGCAAUAAGGUUUUUCAUGAGCUCGAAUUUGACAGUCCAAGGACUUAAAGUUAAGGAUAGUCCCCAAUUCCAUUUCAGAUUCGAUGGUUGCCAAAAUGUGCAUGUUGAAUUACUUCAUAUUACAGCUCCAGCCCUUAGUCCCAACACUGAUGGCAUCCACAUUGCCAACACAAAUGGUGUUCAAAUAUAUAAUUCAGUUAUCUCUAAUGGUGAUGAUUGCGUAUCGAUUGGAUCGGGAUGUUACAAUGUCGAUAUUCGGAACCUUACUUGUGGACCAGGUCAUGGAAUCAGUAUCGGAAGUUUAGGUAACCACAACUCUAAAGCCUGUGUACACAAUGUCACGGUUCGAGACUCGGUGAUUAAGGUAUCGGAUAAUGGCGUUAGGAUCAAGACAUGGCAAGGUGGGUCCGGGGCGGUUUCGGGUAUAAUGUUUGGCAACAUUCAUAUGAUAAGUGUUAGGAAUCCGAUUAUAAUCGAUCAAUUCUAUUGCCUUACUAAAGAUUGCUUGAACCAAACGUCCGCCGUUUAUGUGUCGGACAUACUCUAUGAAGGGAUCAAAGGGACGUACGAUACCCGAAGCCCACCGAUGCAUUUUGGGUGCAGUGAUUCGGUUCCUUGUACGAAUAUUACGUUGUCGGAUAUCGAGCUACUUCCAGCUCAAGGAGAUAUAGUAUUGGACCCAUUUUGUUGGAAUGCUUAUGGGGAGUUGGAAACACUAACGAUACCACCUGUUUAUUGCUUGCGAGAGGGUGUUCCUCGAUCUAUUUUGGAUAAUAAGGAUAUGGAUCAUUGCUGAUGAUUUAGAAACCCUUCAUUUUAAUGUAUAUUAGCUUCAUUACAUACAUGUAUUAUAUAUAUGUUAAUAUAAUUAAAAGAGAUGUUAUGGAUUGUGUUUCUAAUUAAUAAUUUUAUGAU
Molecule: messenger RNA, 2047 nt
Organism: Gossypium arboreum
Lineage: Eukaryota; Viridiplantae; Streptophyta; Magnoliopsida; Malvales; Malvaceae
Product: polygalacturonase At1g48100-like
Exons: 5
Coding region: 507-1928 (473 amino acids)
Biological process (GO): carbohydrate metabolic process
Molecular function (GO): polygalacturonase activity
Source: RefSeq, a predicted model, not a curated record